Messenger RNA from Pomacea canaliculata, 2620 nucleotides. Its product is annotated as urocanate hydratase-like. Gene Ontology annotation, biological process: L-histidine catabolic process. The record is from RefSeq and is a predicted model, not a curated record. Bases 305 to 2347 code for a protein of 680 amino acids. The transcript is spliced from 22 exons. Gene Ontology annotation, molecular function: urocanate hydratase activity. Lineage: Eukaryota; Metazoa; Mollusca; Gastropoda; Architaenioglossa; Ampullariidae.
CGAGGUUUCAGAUAAGCGUGGGAAGUGACUGUCAGUGACACGCGAGGACUCUAACACCUGCCUCAGUCCACCUGUUUGUUACACGCUGGUUUAUCUCCUAGUCUAACCUUAUUUCCAGUGAGCUCCGAGCACCUGUGAUUGUUUACCGUCCACGGACGUCCUGUCAAGGCUAAACAAUUUUAAAUUCUAGUGAUUAAAAUCAGGUAAACCAGCUGCAGUUGGUGUCUGUGCAGGUACGCUGCUUUUGUAGGCAAGUGUUUCUGAAUACCAGUCCUUUAACACCACAUCGCGAGGCUCUAGGACUAUGAGGAGUUUGAAGGAGCUGUGUUCGGGCCUGCCACUGGACCCCUUGCCCCCACCCGCUGUUCGAGAUGAAGGUGUCGCUCAUGCACCUAUUAGGACCCCAGCGCUGACUCCUGAGGAAGAGCAGCUCGCCCUGGAGAAUUCCUUGAGAUAUUUCCCCCCUCACCUCCAUUCCAUCUUGGCACCCGAGUUUGCUAAAGAACUACGAUUGUAUGGACACGUCUACAUGUAUCGGUUUCGGCCUGAAGUUGAGAUGAGGGCAUACCCUAUCGACUACUAUCCUGCCCGCAGCCGGCAAGCUGCAGCCAUCAUGCACAUGAUCAUGAACAAUCUUGACCCCCAUGUAGCCCAGUUUCCUCAUGAACUUGUGACGUAUGGGGGAAACGGACAGGUCUUCAGCAACUGGGCGCAGUUUCUCUUGACCAUGCACUACCUGAGUGAAAUGACGGAGGAACAGACACUGGCACUGUACUCGGGCCACCCCCUGGGCCUCUUUCCCAGCUCCCCCCGGGCGCCUCGUGUCGUCAUCACCAACGGCAUGAUGGUUCCGAACUAUUCAUCUCGUGAAAUGUACGAAAAGCUAUUUGCACUUGGUGCCACUAUGUAUGGGCAAAUGACUGCUGGAAGUUUCUGCUACAUCGGACCUCAAGGCAUUGUUCACGGUACCACGCUGACUAUACUAAAUGCUGCCCGCAAACACCUUCAUACGGAUAACCUGGCUGGGAAGGUCUUUGUGACAUCAGGUCUUGGCGGUAUGAGUGGUGCUCAGGCGAAGGCCGCUGUUAUCUGUGGAUGUGUUGGCGUCGUAGCUGAAGUCAGCGGCGAAGCGCUAGAAAAGCGCCACAGUCAGGGUUGGCUGCUCGAAGUGACAAAUAACCUGGACACGCUGAUGGCCAGAAUACGGCAGGCAAGGAAGGAGAAUAAUGCUACGAGUAUCGGUUACCACGGAAAUGUAGUGGAUCUAUGGGAACGGUUGGUGGAGGAGUAUGACCGCACCGGCGACCUGCUGGUCGACAUGGGUUCUGACCAGACCUCUUGCCACAAUCCGUUUAUGGGCGGCUACUAUCCCGUUCAGCUGACCUACGAGGAAUCUCGCUGUGAGAUGCACGAGGACCCUGUUCGCUUCAAGAAUCUUGUACAGGAAAGUCUUCGGCGUCAUGUGGCCGCCAUUAACCGCCUGGCUGACCGCGGUAUGUUUUUCUGGGACUAUGGCAACGCCUUCCUGCUGGAAGCUAGCAGAGCUGGUGCAGAGGUCGGGCGGGUGGAUGGUCUGCAUGGCACCCGCUUUCGCUACCCAUCCUAUGUGCAGGACAUCAUGGGGGACAUCUUCUCUCUGGGGUUCGGACCUUUCAGGUGGGUUUGCACUUCUGGUCAGCAGCAGGACUUGGAGAAAACCGACGAAAUAGCCGCUGCAGUACUCGAAGACAUCAUGAAGGGAGAAGUUCCCGAUUCCACCAGGCAGCAGUACAGUGACAACGUAAGAUGGAUCAAAGAAGCUGGAGCCCACAAUAUGGUGGUGGGAUCUCAGGCCCGCAUCCUCUAUUCGGACCAGGUUGGGCGAUGUGCCAUUGCCGCCGCCUUCAACAAAGCCAUCGCUGACGGGCAGCUGCAGGGUCCAGUGGUGAUCAGCCGUGACCACCAUGACGUCAGUGGAACGGACAGUCCUUUCCGUGAAACCGCCAACAUUUACGACGGGACGGCUGUGUGCGCAGAUAUGGCAGUACAGAACGUAAUCGGCGACAGUUUUCGCGGUGCUACAUGGGUGGCUAUUCACAACGGCGGAGGAGUCGGUUGGGGUGAGGUUAUUAACGGAGGAUUUGGUCUUGUAUUAGAUGGAACUCAGGAGGCAGCUGAAAGAGCCAAAGUAAUGCUUAUCUGGGAUGUGAGCAAUGGGGUUGCACGUCGCUGCUGGGCUGGCAACAUAAAAGCAAAGGAAACAAUAUGCCGCACAAUGGAGGCAGAAAGCAGUCUUAAGGUGACUCUGCCAAACCCAGUGGUGGACAUGACUUUACUGCACAGGGCACUUGAAGUAGACCAUUUUUAGAUGGCUUGUUUAUUUUAAACUCAUCAACUUAGUGGAGAAAUUUAUGCAGACCACAAUAGUACAAACAUGUCAGCAAACUUGUCUUGAAGGAUAACACAUGACCUCCAACUGUGUCAGCAUAGCUAGUCAAGCAUGGUACUUAAUAAACUAUCAAAUUACUAAUUAGUCAUUAAUUGAAACAGUGCUAUGAUACAUAAGAUCCUUAAACAAUAUCAUAAAGUACUUGCAUGGCCUGGGACUUAAGUGUGAAAUGGUGCUAAGAAUGCUCGCGAA